UGAAAUUGUUCGAAAUAUCCUCGACGAAUGGUAGUUAGCGGUAUCGGUAAAGCGAACUGUAUGAGUCAAGAAAAAUAAUUCCUCCCAAAUUGUCAAUCCCUCAGUAAUUAAUAUUCUUUCUUAAAAAUUAAAACACAGUCAAGGACAUGUUAAUAAAGAAAUCUUAUUCAUAAUAAUCUUGUUUUGAUAAAUAAAAGGUCAAUAUACAUACAUGUAAAACCUGAUUGAAAUAAUCUUAUAAAAUGGUUUCUGUGUUCAAGAUGUGUAGAAUUGAAAUCCGAGCGGAAAGAGGCAACUGGCUGGUAAAGCAAAUUAUGUGGUGUAAAUUUAAACCAGGUUGUUCUGGAGACAGGGAGAAGGGCAGUCGAACAUUCACUGGCCUAUAACGUGAUCUGGCACUUGUAUUUUCACGUGGCUCUUUGCAUGUCCAUUGGUAUCCUGGUGCACUUGUAGGUACAUGUAUCCUCAGUCCCCAACGAAAAUGCGGCCUUUAACUUUCAGUCAUUAUUGUUCAUCAGAGGUAUUGUAUGCAACAUUCUUUUUUAGUAACAAUAAAUAUGGAACUCAAUAAAAAUUUUAUCAUUUGGGCGUUCAUGUAUUCAAUGUCUGGAUUCAAUUUGCCUGUUUUUAAAUAAGCUGCUAGCAUCAAAUCUACAUGGAUCUUAAAUUGAUAUGAAAAAUACUAUAGAAUAUAUACAGUUUAAACGUACAACUAAAGUGUCAAUAUCUUUUAAAAUUCAAUGUAAAAAACAGACAGAUAUAUUUUGCUGCCUCAGUAUUACAAGAAGUACAAGAUGUUUUACGGUAAGUAAAUCUCACGGCGGGUGUGAAAGGUCGACAGGGGGUGCUUACUCCUCCUAGGUAUCUGAUCCCACCUCUGGUAUAUCCAGGGGUCCGUGUUUGUCCAACUCUCUAUUUUGUAUUGCUUAUAAGAGUUAUGAAAUUGAUCACUGUUUGUUAUCUUCACCUUUCAUGAUCCAUUCAUUUAAUAUCAAUUAACUAGUGAGGAGGUUAAAUAUUCCUUUCAUUAUAGUUUUAUUUUAUAUGAGGCCUUUCUCUGAGGAUAUUAUUUAAAAAGAGAGGGGUUCGAAAAUAACACUAUAAUGAAAUGAUUUGUAUAAACAGUAUAUCAAGAUGCUUAUUAACAGAAUUGAUUUUAUCUGUUACAUACUCCUGUGCCCCAAGAUUACACAUAUUUCCCAAUUUAUAAAAUACACAUUUUAUCUAUACAAUGUAUCCAUAGCUUUGUUGUAUUGAAAACUAACUUUUAAUGUUUUGUGUGAAAUUUUUACCAAGUGAGGUAAGAUACUAUGUCAUACCAGAAAGAGGGAUAGAAUGAGAAGGAUAGAGUGCCCUGAUAUAUACAUAGAAAAAUACAGAAAAACAGUUUUUUAAAAUUUAAAAAUGACAAUAAAUAUACAUGCAUAUAUAUGCUUGCGUCAAGUUCGAGGUGAAUAAAGUAUAAUUGAAUGCUUACAAAAUUAUAGUACCUUGAAUAACCUUCCAAAAACUCAAUGUUUCCCCUACUCAUAAAGACAUAUGAAAGCAAUAUACUAUUCUCAUGAUAAUACAUUUCUCACCGAGUAGUGAAUUAACAACUAGUUGGUGCACUUCAUUUCAUUCAUUUUCUAAUUUUACCAGAAUCACAUGACUUUUUUUUUUACAUGGAAUUGCACCGUGUCGUAAUGUUUAGUCAGCAGGGAUUCAAUUCUUCUUCCUCGUUACCGUCAAUUAAAUCAUUAUUGAAACGUAUUUGACCUUAACCACUAAUUUCAUCUUAUUGAUAUGCUUCUGAUGCAUGUUCUUAAUCCAUCUUUCAUAUUCAUGACGGAAAUGCCAAAGAUCUGCAUUUCCGUUUAAGAUGAUUUGUAUAAAAGAACUGCAGACUCCAGGAUUCAGUAUUCCCAAUCACUUAUUUGGAAUCCAGCGAAUUCAUAAUGAACACCCUAGUUGUUUUAUCUAUUUUGGUAGCAUCUUGCUAUGCUGGGGAUUACGGGAAGUCACACGGGUACAGAUUCGGAACCUGUCCACGCUUUCCUGACUAUGGUGCUGUAGGAAGAUACUGUAGGCGUGACUCUGAAUGCCCUCAUAACCAGAAAUGUUGCAACGCAGGAUUUGUUGGCUUUAGAUGCCAAGUUCCAGUGGAAGCACAAAGGCCUGGUAGUUGUUCCAAUAGUGCCGGGUCCUAUGGAUAUCCCAACUGCAAUACAGACAGGGACUGCAUGGGUGGACAGAAAUGCUGCACUGGUCCCUAUGGAAACGUAAAUACUUGCAAAAGGGUUAACAUUUAUUCGGUACCUGUCUUUCCAGGCAGUGUAGGAUCCAUUCCCAGCGCAGGACCUUUCAUUUCUGGUUCAAUGGGUGCAUUACCGUCGACUGGACCUAUGGUGUCAGGUCCCAUGGCUUCCGUCUCCACCACAGGACCUAUAAUGUCUGGUCCUACAAGUUCAUUAUCGAUGAGUGGACCUAUGAUGUCUGGUCCCAUGGCUUCCGUUUCCAGCACUGGGUCGAUGUUUUCAGGUUCUCUAGAUUUCGACGAUUCCAGCUUCGGGUCUGUUCUCUCAGGUCCUGUUGCAUCUCUUUCCAGCACCACACCAAUGUUUUCAGGUGCUGGUGCACCCAUGACCAGCACCGCACCAAUGUUUGCAGGUAUUUUCGGAUCAAUGCCAGGCAUUGGGCCUAAUGUUGGAGCCCCUAUGAGUGGUGGGUUUUUAUCGGGUCCUUUCAAUUCCGUUUUUUCCAACGGACCUUUCUCAGAUCAUAUGGGCUCCAUUUCCUCCAACCGACCUUUUAUUGCGGGUACUGGAUCAUUUCGAAGACGUCACCAUAAAACAUACUAACUAUCUCAGUUGUUUGUAUCGACCUAUCUAAUAAAUCAUUUUUGCAGUAUAA
This is a messenger RNA of Ostrea edulis (European flat oyster), 2892 nucleotides long. RefSeq lists its product as uncharacterized. Gene Ontology annotation, molecular function: peptidase inhibitor activity. Lineage: Eukaryota; Metazoa; Mollusca; Bivalvia; Ostreida; Ostreidae. The record is from RefSeq and is a predicted model, not a curated record. The transcript has 3 exons. Bases 1938 to 2840 code for a protein of 300 amino acids. Gene Ontology annotation, cellular component: extracellular region.